Messenger RNA from Sceloporus undulatus (fence lizard), 4035 nucleotides. It is a transcript of the gene DYRK3, whose product is annotated as dual specificity tyrosine phosphorylation regulated kinase 3. Gene Ontology annotation, biological process: cytoplasmic stress granule disassembly; positive regulation of cell cycle G2/M phase transition; peptidyl-threonine phosphorylation. The transcript has 3 exons. NCBI's taxonomy places the organism in Eukaryota, Metazoa, Chordata, Lepidosauria, Squamata, Phrynosomatidae. Gene Ontology annotation, cellular component: nucleus. Gene Ontology annotation, molecular function: protein serine/threonine/tyrosine kinase activity; ATP binding; protein serine/threonine kinase activity. The record is from RefSeq and is a predicted model, not a curated record. The coding region runs from base 2191 to 3741 and encodes 516 amino acids.
UCCUUGAGUCUGUUCUUCUCCCACUGUGUUUCUCAGCCCCCAAACUCUGCCUUUUAAUAAGAGCUUUUUUUUGGGGGGGGGGACUACAUCUCCCAGAAGCCUCAGCCAUACUGGCCAAUGGUGUGGGAUUCUGGGAGCUGAAGUCCAAAAUCCCUUCAAAUAAUAAUAAUUUAUUUAUAUCCCGCCUCUCUUUUCCGAUCAAGGCGGGUUACAGAAGUACAGUUAAUACGAUAAAAUACAUAGUAAAAGCAACCUUAAAAAAAUAAUCAGACUUGCCCAUCCCUCCCACCAAAGGAAAAAUAGUGACUAAUGAAAAUGCAGUUUAAUAACAACAACAACAACAAGUUUAGGGACCACUGCAUGUAGUUCAUAAACACAGGGCACUUGCCACAAAGAACUGAUACCUUCUAAUAAUGUCUGUGUGAUCUAAACAUUGCGUUCAAGUGAAUCGGGUGCAAUCUGGGUUGGCUGGGAUAUAAUAUGUGAUCCAGUCCAAGGUAAUCUUAGACAAAAUACAGUUGAUCUUAAGAAAAUAGUUACAUUUUAUCUGGAAGCAAACUCCACUGGUUUCAGUGAGAUUUGCCUCCAGGGUUGUGUGUGUGUGUGUGUGUGUGUGUGUGUGUACAUAGUCAGCCCUCCACAUCUUCAGCUUUGACUUUUGUGGAUGUAAUUAUUUGUGGAUUUGAUUGAUGCAUUCGUUCUCUUUUGGAAUCUCUAGGUUCUCCAGCACAAUUGGGUUGGAAAUUGACCGUAUGGCUUUGCUGGAGGACUUAGGCCUUACUAGAGGAAAAACCUCUCUAGGCAUUUUUACAUCCUCCAACACGAUUCUGCAGUCCCCUUCUGGCAGAUGUUGGCCACAGAGUUGCUCUAGUCUAGAGAGAUUCCCAGAGAGGUGUUCUCUUAGGUAAAAAGAAUAGUGAGUUUUUCUUAUUUGGGGUUUUUCCACCUUCAUGGGGAUCCUUCAACCUUAACCCCAGUGAAUGUGGGGGUACCACUGUGUGUAUGUAUGUGUGUGUGUGUGUGUUUGUUUAGGAUUGCUGCUUUAUUACGAGUAAACAUUAAAUUUAUGUUCAGUUCAUGUUUAAAUAUGGUGGUUUUGAGGACUAUCGAAUUUAUGACACCAGUUCUUUCCAGUUAAUAGACAUUGAUUCAUGAAUACUGAAAGAACAGUGUCACACAAUAUGUCCUAUUUUGCUGACUUUACAAAGACUGUUAUCUCAUAUUUAAAUGGACAUUAUAGCAUUAUUUUCCUCCACCACCACCUUUCUCUUUAACCUUUUAUUCAGGCAACUUAAAAAAAGAUUACCGCCAUUGAGUACCUUAAUCUAGACUCUUUCUUAAUCCCUCUAAGAAUCCUGGAGUAAGUUAGAGAGUGUAAAAGGUUCCAUAGUCACAGAAGUAUUUGUGGGUGCAGAAUCAAGGGGACUCCAUAAUACUCAGAUACACAGAGACAGAAAACACAUUCACAUAAGGUAAAAUGUUUGUUCUGAAUAGUUGUCAUUUUUACAGACAUACACACAAUAACUAGCAGAAGUGUGGGAAAUUGAUAAAACCUGGGGGAUGUUAUUACCUGAAGAACUAUAACCAAUGUCAUUAAAUGUCUGGAAGUCUACUUUCUAUGAAUUUUGCAAAAAGAAAAGAAAGAAAAUAGUAAUAAUGUGACUCUGGAGGACUAAAAUGUCCCAUCUGUCUGGAUGAGGAUUAAAGUAUAUUGCUAAAGUGAAGAUUUUAAGACAGAAAUUUCAGCAAGUGAUGUGGUCCCACUUUGAGAAUUUACUCUUUUUUAAAAAUUCCUAACUCGAAGGAAAUGUUUACCUGAAGACACUGGUAUAAACUCCAUAGGUGUAGUAGUAGUUUCUGUGCUUUUAUUCUUUGCAAAUGUUAUGCUUUUCUUAAAAUAAAAUGAAAAAUGGUAUGUGAAUAUAUACUGUAUACUAAUUGGUGUUAGUUUUGACUGACCAUCUUGUUAUUUCCAGCCAGGUUUGGAGAUGGCUUGUAUGAUUCCUACAUGAGAAUAGAUCAGAUUAGAUAUUCAGAUCCUGCAAAUGAAGAAUGCGCUCCUUCUGGACUUCCUUCACUGGGGAGACCUAAUUUCAGCCAUAAGCCCAAUGAAGAAUGUUACUAAAAUGCUAAUUCUCUGGAUCAUAUUUUCUAUGAGUUCCUCAAAAGGUAGCUACUAACACAGUCACAAUGAAGGAUCAUCCUUUGACUGGGAGCCAAGUCAAAGUUGAGCAGCUGUUUGAAGACUCUGGUAACAGACGGAGUAGUACUCUUCAGAUUUCUGGAAUAAAUGGCUCUGAAAGGUCUUUUCCAACUCCAGCAAAAGAUAAAAGCUUUGAUAGUAUAACUAUAUCCAAAACCAGUAGCAGUUCAACAAAAAUAUAUAAAACUGGUAGUCAAUCUCCAGACCAAGCUCUGAAGCAAUACAAGCAGCAGUUAACAACCUAUGAGCAGCAAGAAAUAUUUAACUUUCCUGAAAUUUAUUUUGUGGGUCCAAAUGCAAAAAAAAGACAAGGAGUCAUUGGUGGCCCAAACAAUGGUGGAUAUGAUGAUGAACAAGGCAGCUACAUCCAUGUGCCUCAUGACCAUCUUGCCUACCGAUAUGAAGUACUUAAAAUAAUUGGAAAAGGCAGCUUUGGCCAAGUAGCUAAAGUUUUUGACCAUAAACACCACCAGCAUUUGGCCUUGAAAAUGGUAAGGAACGAGAAGAGGUUUCACAGGCAAGCAGCAGAAGAAAUACGGAUCUUGGAGCAUCUCAAAAAACAAGAUAAGACUGGUAGCAUGAAUGUCAUUCACAUGCUAGAGAGUUUUACCUUUCGUAAUCACAUAUGUAUGACCUUUGAGCUCUUGAGCAUGAAUCUAUAUGAGCUGAUCAAAAGAAAUAAGUUUCAAGGCUUCAGUGUACAGCUUGUGCGCAAGUUUGCCCACUCUAUCUUGCAGUGUCUGGAGGCUCUUUUUAAAAACAAAAUCAUACAUUGUGACUUGAAACCUGAAAACAUUCUCCUGAAACAGCAAGGACGAAGUGGAAUCAAAGUAAUUGAUUUUGGAUCCAGUUGUUUUGAGCACCAAAGAGUCUAUACUUACAUACAGUCUCGAUUCUACAGGGCUCCAGAAGUCAUUCUGGGAAGCCGCUAUGGGAUGCCCAUAGACAUGUGGAGCUUUGGUUGUAUUCUUGUGGAACUAUUGACUGGUUACCCUCUCUUUCCAGGAGAGGAUGAGGGUGAUCAGCUAGCUUGUAUGAUGGAGCUGCUUGGGAUGCCCCCUCAGAAGCUUCUGGACCAAUCCAAGCGAUCCAAAAACUUCAUCAACUCAAAAGGUCAUCCUCGCUAUUGCACUGUAACAACACAGCCAGAUGGGAAAGUUACUUUCAAUGGCAGCAGAUCACGUAGGGGUAAAAUGCGUGGUGCUCCUGGUAACAAGGACUGGGUUACAGCAUUAAAAGGCUGUGAUGACCCCUUGUUUAUAGAGUUCUUAAAAGAAUGUCUUAAUUGGGAUCCUUCUGCACGGAUGACUCCUAGCCAAGCUUUAAGACAUCCUUGGAUUUGUAAACGAGUACCUAAGCCACCCAGCACAGAUAAAACGUCAGGCAAGCGGAUUGCUCAUUAUACGAGCUCUUUCCCAGGGAUUGGUUCCAGAUUACCCCCAGUUGUUGGGGUAGCCAACAAACUGAGAGCUAAUCUAAUGUCUGACACAAAUGCCAAUAUACCUCUAUGUACUGUGCUACCAAAAUUGGUCAGCUAAUAGAGAAUUACAUAUUCCCAGAGUACAUAUGCUGUGUUUUUAAUUAUCUCCCUACAAAGGUCUGGAAGGGGGGACCCUGAAAAGAAUUUUUAUUGAACAGUAAAUCUUGUAUAAAAAACGGAAUCAAAAAAUAAGCAUUUUAAGGGCUGUAAUUGUUUUAUCAAGUCAUUUCAGCUGGAAUAUGGUGGUUGUUACAUCACUUCUGAUAGGUCAGCACAUGUGUUUGUUCAGUGAGGUUAUGCACUGUGUAACAGAUGGAUUUUAUAGCAUUGUUGUAAUAAAACUCUAAAACCA